UGCCAAAAGAGGUGGGGACGAGGCGCUUUCACACUCCCGAGCUGGUGUCCCUGGUGGCCCGAGUUCCAGCAUGAAGCUGCACUGCGAGGUCGAGGUGGUCAGUCGGCAUUUGCCCACUUUGGGGUUACGGAGCCGGGGUAAGGGCAUCCGGGCGGUGUUGACUCUGUGUCAACCGCUGUCCCGCGCCGGUGCGGAGCGCGGCGACCCUCACCCCGCCUGCCUGUGCAUCGCCACCAUGAAGGACAAGCGCGGGACCCGCUAUGAGCUAAAGGAGAACAUUGAGCAAUUCUUUACUAAAUUUGUGGAUGAAGGGAAAGCUACUGUCCGGUUAAAAGAACCUUCUGUGGACAUCUGUCUAAGUAAGGCCAACUCCAGCAGUUUAAAAGGUUUUCUUUCAGCUCUGAGACUGGCUCAUAAAGGUUGUGAUUUUGAUGCACCACUUUCAACACAAACACCAGUGAAGACUUCAGAAUUUGAGAAAUUUAAAACUAAAAUGGUUAUCACAUCCAAAAAGGACUAUCCUCUAAGCAAGAAUUUUCCAUAUUCUUUGGAACAUCUUCAGACUUCUUAUUGUGGUCUUGUCCGAUUUGAUAUGCGUGUUUUGUGUUUAAAAAAACUUAAGAAAUUAGACUUGAGUCAUAACCAUAUAAAAAAGCUUCCUGCUGGAAUUGGAGAUCUUAUUUAUCUUCAAGAACUUAACCUGAAUGACAAUCACUUGGAGUCAUUCAGUGUUGCCUUAUGCGAAUCUACUCUCCAGCAAUCACUUCGGAGUUUGGAUCUCAGCAAGAACAGAAUUAAGGCACUCCCUCUGCAGUUUUGCCAGCUCCGAGAACUGACAGAUUUAAAACUUGAUGAUAAUAAAUUGAUAAGAUUUCCCUUCAAAAUCGGACAGCUGAAAAACCUUCGUUUUUUGUCAGCAGCUCGAAAUAAACUUCCUUUUUUACCUAGUGAAUUUAAGAAUUUAUCCCUUGAGUACUUGGAUCUCUUUGAAAAUACUUUUGAACAACCAAAAGACCUUCCAGUUAUAAAGCUGCAAAUGCCAUUAACUUUAUUGGAAUCUUCUGCACGGACCAUAUUAUAUAAUAGGAUACCAUAUGGCCCUCAUAUCAUACCUUUCCAUCUUUGCCAAGAUUUGGAUGCUGCAAAAACUUGUGAUUGUGGAAGAUUUUGUCUAAACUCUUUUAUUCAAGGAACUACUACUAUGAAUCUACACUCCAUUGCACACACUGUUGUCUUACUGGAUAAUAUGGGUAGUACACAAGCACCUGUUACCUCUUACUUCUGUUCUCUAGCCUGUUAUGUAAACUCUUCUAAUAUGUUGAAGUAAUAAAUGAUACCACAAAAAUAAAUU
This is a messenger RNA of Sorex fumeus (smoky shrew), 1351 nucleotides long. It is a transcript of the gene LRR1, whose product is annotated as leucine rich repeat protein 1. The record is from RefSeq and is a predicted model, not a curated record. NCBI's taxonomy places the organism in Eukaryota, Metazoa, Chordata, Mammalia, Eulipotyphla, Soricidae. Gene Ontology annotation, molecular function: protein binding. Bases 71 to 1327 code for a protein of 418 amino acids. The transcript has 4 exons.